This is a messenger RNA of Miniopterus natalensis, 665 nucleotides long. The record is from RefSeq and is a predicted model, not a curated record. NCBI's taxonomy places the organism in Eukaryota, Metazoa, Chordata, Mammalia, Chiroptera, Miniopteridae.
UCUCUCAACCUCUCCUGCAUGUGGGGUUCCCCUACAUGUGCAUAUAUUAAAUUCAGUUAUUUUCUGUAGCUCAUCUGCCUCAUGUCUAUUUGAUUAUUAGACCAGCCCGAAGAUCCUUGAGGGUAGAGGAGAGUUCCUCCCCGAUAAGCCUAAGAGGCUUUGUGGGAGGAAUCAGUAACACUCCAUCCUUCCUGUGCCUCCCUAUGUACUUAAAUGCAUUAUGCAUAAGAAUUCUUUAGAUACUUAUGUUCUCAUUGUAUAUUUUUUAUUUUUUCUACCAAGGAUAAUAUAGCUACCAUGUCUUCUGGCGCUUUGACAAAACCUCAGAUGCGAGGCCUUCUGGCCAAGCGUCUGAGAUUUCACAUCGUUGGAGCCGUAAUUGUAUCCCUGGGAGUUGCAGCUUCCUAUAAAUUUGGUGUGGCUGAACCAAGAAAGAAGGCAUACUCAGAUUUCUACAGAAAUUAUGAUUCCAUGAAAGAUUUUGAGGAGAUGAGGAAGGCUGGUAUCUUUCAGAGUGCAAAGUGAUCUUGGAAUGUAAAGAAUUUCUUUAGGUUGAAUUCCAUGGAAGCUUGUCACUGGCCUGUGUUCCUGAACUAUGAAACAUGAAUAUUUGAGCUGAGGGAUGUUUCUCUUGAUAAAUAAACAAUUAAGAAAUACUGUGGAUA